AGGAUUUCUGAGCAGUGUGUUUGUGUGUGUGCGUGCGUGAAUUUGUGUGCGUGUGUGCGUGUGCGUGCAUUUGCGUAUGUGUGCGCAUGUGUGUGUGUGCAUGUAUGUGUAUGUAUACAUGUGUUCGUGUGUAUGUGUGCGCAUGUGUGUUUGUGUGUUUGUGUGUGUAUGUGCGUGUAUGUGUGUCUGCGUGUGUGUGUGUGUGCGUGUGUGUGUCUGUGUGUGUGCGUGUGUUUGUUUGUAUUUUUCAGGUGUUCUGAGCCAGAGGGAAUGGGGAGUGACUUACACCGCUGAGAGAAUCUGUGCGUUAAAGGGGUCUUCAGUAGACAUGAGCUGCACUUACUCAUAUCCCACAUCUCGCACAGUGCAGCAAACAUUCUGGUUUAUUCACUGGAACAAGCCACAGGAGCCUGAGGACCUGUCCCAGGACCCAGAGUACUCUCACCGUGUGGAGUACCUGGGGAAUCAGAGCAGUGACUGCACUUUUAGAAUAAACCAACUGAGAGUAACUGAUUCAAAAACAUACCGAUUCAGGUUCCUGACUGACUGUGAUGGCGGAAAAUUUGCUGGAGAACCUGGGGUCACAUUGGCAGUUACAGGUCUACAGGUGAUGGUGAAUCCUGACUCAGUGAAAGAGGGACAGAGUGUGAUACUGACCUGUAGCACCACCUGCACUCUGACUGGCAGCCCAGCCUUCAUCUGGUACAGGGACGGAUCUCCUCUGUCCUUCACUGGUCAGAGUCACCAGUUCACAGCCAGCAGUGAAGACCGAGGCCGCUACUCCUGUGCUGUGAAAGGCUAUGAGCUUCAGUCCCCUGCAGUGGCUCUUAAUGUGAGAUAUCCUCCGAAGAGCAUCUCAGUAUCAGUGAGCCCCUCUGGUGAAAUAGUGGAGGGCACUUCAGUGACUCUGACCUGCAGCAGUGAUGCCAACCCCCCAGUGCAGAACUACACCUGGUAUAAGAAGAAUGACACUGGAGUCUGGCAGGCAGGAUCUGGACAGAGUUUAAACUUUUCUGAGUUUAGAUCCUGGAACAGAGGACAGUACUACUGUGAGGCACAGAACAGACUUGGAGCUCAGAAUGCUUCUGCUCUACUGGUCACAGUGCAAGGAGGUCAGUCACUGAUCGCGGGUGCAGCUGUGGGAGUGGCUGCCAUUUUGGCUCUUGUGUUUCUGGGUGUUGUGUGCAUGAGGUACGUGGUUGUAAAUGAGUCGGCUUGUAGUCACUCAAUUGUAAAUCAUUUCUGAUUAGACUCACAGUUUAAAACAAAUGCACAUCUCUGUAAAAUGUUGUUGCUGUGCACUAACUGCGUUACAUCAUGCUGAUGCCAUAUCCCCCCUCUAAUGUCUGAUUAGUGCUUAGACUGUCAUUAUUAGUCAUUUUGUUUUAUUUUGAAGUAAACUUUUCAUAAGCCUUGACUGAUGCAUUUUAGUGUCUCAAUAAGUUUAACAAACCUUUAUGAUAAGCUUGUUCUUAAUAUGAAUCAUGUGGACAGUUACAGGCCAUAAUGAAGUCUUGACAAAAGCAUCAAUUUGCCCUUGAGCUCCAGUGUUGGUUUGAAUAAAGCUGAACUACAUUUACUGGGCAGGAAGAAGCCUCUCAUAACUCAGGCUCAUUUCCUGUGACCAAAUGACAUCUGAAUAAUAAAAAAAAUAUACACAUAAAUGGGCACUAUUGCCUCAGCAAUACACAUCAUUCAAACAAAUGCAAAUUGUUGUUUGCACAAGAGGGGACUCUUUAAAUAUUUGUCUGAAAGUAGAUUUACUUUUUUAUUUUCAUUAUUUUUUUCUGAAUAAUCAGGAGGAGAAAAUCAAGAAAUGAGA
This is a messenger RNA of Anguilla rostrata (American eel), 1822 nucleotides long. RefSeq names its product B-cell receptor CD22-like. Bases 77 to 1246 code for a protein of 389 amino acids. Lineage: Eukaryota; Metazoa; Chordata; Actinopteri; Anguilliformes; Anguillidae. The transcript is spliced from 4 exons. The record is from RefSeq and is a predicted model, not a curated record.